GUGACUAUGACGUAACGUGAAAUAUUGCGAAACUAAAACUGUAACCUCAAAAAUUUUACUGAAGUUUUCACGAGAAUAUAUUAUGCCGCUUGGAAAAUUCGGGAAAAUUACACUUUCGUGGUAACUACUUGAAUCAUAAAUUUCCAUUGUCUGUAAAAUAAUACGGUCCAUUCCAUUCGUGGUUAGCAGUAACAGUGACUAGUUUAUCGCUUUUUGUGGUGGCCAAGAACUCAAUAAAUGCCAGUCGCCUGGAGAACAUGAGAGCGCGGGAACGUAUGCGCAAGUCCAAUCAGGGAGAGUAUCCAGACGUCUACAGAAAGCUGUGAAGCACUGCACUCAAGCUAAAUAUUUAAAAGAAAGAACUAGAACAAAUCAAGAUGGCGUCUCCGGUGCUGGAUGCUGCCAAACUGCAGCUGGUUCAGGAAUUGGAGAUUGAGAUGAUGUCGGACAUGUACAACCGAUUGGUCACUGCAUGCCACCGCAAGUGUAUACCAGUCAAAUACCAAGAGACUGAACUAUGUAAAGGCGAGUCAGUCUGCCUAGAUCGCUGCGUGGCCAAGUACCUGGACGUUCACGAACGCAUUGGCAAGAAGCUCUCCAACAUGUCCCAAGGAGAGACAGAGGAUCUAACCAAGGUUAAUCUGGCUGAUGGCAAGAAAUAGAAUUAAAUAGGCACAAGAACACACUUAUGACGAAUCAUAGACAAUGUACCAGUACCUGACAUUAAUUAUCUAUUGCCAAGGUAAAAAAUAACGGAAUUGAAUCACUUGGAACAGAAAUACACUAUAAAGUAUUACACAUUGCAUUGCAUUUUUUGAAAUUAUGGUAAAAAAGCCGAUGGAAAUAAGAAAAUAAUGUUUUUUUUUUAAUAUUUCUUGUCCCCGUGACAAAACAUACAAUUUCGGCGGCAUUUAAUGUAACACAUACCUCAAUAAAGACUGCUUAAAAAUAGUCUAUCGAUAAAAUGUAAAAGCUACAUCCUAAAUAAUUGAUUCGUCAUAAGUCGUCACAACUUACUUAAUGAGAAAAAAAUUAUAUAAUGGCGUCAUAAAACAAAUGGAAGAUGCAAAAAUAUCCCUGUUUGUGGAGUUAUGUACAUGUUGAUGCGAUUUCUGUUUUCUAGAAUGGGUCAUUAUUAUUAGUAAUUUUAUGCUUUAGUGGUUGAUUUUAGUUCAUUUGUUAGAAAUAAAACUACACAAAUCCAA
This is a messenger RNA of Helicoverpa zea (corn earworm), 1205 nucleotides long. It is a transcript of the gene Tim10, whose product is annotated as mitochondrial import inner membrane translocase subunit Tim10. Gene Ontology annotation, biological process: protein insertion into mitochondrial inner membrane. The transcript is spliced from 4 exons. The coding region runs from base 378 to 662 and encodes 94 amino acids. Gene Ontology annotation, cellular component: mitochondrial inner membrane. NCBI's taxonomy places the organism in Eukaryota, Metazoa, Arthropoda, Insecta, Lepidoptera, Noctuidae. The record is from RefSeq and is a predicted model, not a curated record.